GCAUUAUCAAUUUCAACCUGUUUCUCACACGUGACUCGAUCUAAACAUGGUCAAUUUCGACGAUUACACAGACUCUUAUGGUCGUUACAGUUCCUUAGCUACGGAUCAAUUGACAACGCAAUUCCAGAGCAGCGCUACUGUGGCAGAUCCCCAGGUAGGGAAUCCUCGCUAUGGAUUCAUCGCAGUCCUAGGGCUCGCCCAGCGAUUCAAAGUCGACUUCCUACCUAUCAAAUGGAACAAUCCCCUGGAUCUAAUCGGUAAGGGAGGCCAGGCUCGAGUCAAUCACACGCCCAUGUCUGUGCAGAUGAGCUUUGCUUUCAAACGAUUCCAGCACGAAGGUUUCCCAGAUCCUUUUCGUGAGGUUGUCCAAGAAUUACUCAUCCUCACCCACCCCUCUGUCCGACAUCACAAACAUAUCAUACACCUGGAGGGAAUUGUGUUGGACAUCGUGGCGGAAAAUAAGAUAUGGCCCGUGCUGGUUUUCGAGAAAACGCAUUUCGAAGACUUGUACAAGUUUGCAAAAUCGGGUAUCGGGAGGGAAAUGUCAAUAGAUGAUAGGCUGGCACUGUGCGUAGACAUUGGUGUCGCAAUCAGAGACAUGCAUGCAAAUGGUAUCAUACACGGUGAUAUAAAGCCUCACAACAUCUUGGUGUUCCCAGGUAGCGACGGCAAAGUUACAGCAAAGGUAGCGGAUUUCGGAUUUGCAACGUGGUUUCGCAGCAGGGAUGAUUUGAUCGCAAUGCCACGAUCCGUACCCUGGAACGCUCCAGAACACCGUGGCCAGAAAUUCAGGCCUCUGGAUGCUCAGCGCAUGGACGUUUAUUCAUACGGCAUGCUCUGCCUCUGGCUACUAUUUGGGGUAGACACCCCCGAAAAUGUGUUGUUACCCCUAUCAACCAUAUUGCAAGACGAUCAAACCCUUUGCUUCGAUGUUCUCGGUAGCUUGGGGAAAGAGAAUCUGUUACUUAUUUGGAAGAUGGAUGAGAACGACAAGUUAUUGGAUUGGGCUACAUGGUUGGUGUUGGAGCAUACCCAUAUAUCAGCUACAGUCCAGCGUGUGUUACUGGAGUUUUUUCGGUCAAGCCUCUCUUUCCAUUCUAGCAGACGUACUACCGACCUCGACCACCUGCUGUGUCUACUUGCUCCUAUGCGAAGUAUUCCGGAAACCAAUAUUGUUGACAGAGUGCAAGAGCAAGACGCAGAAGACUUCCAAGUGCGUUAAUCAUAUGUGGUGUUGUGGAUUCCUAUUGACAUGCACGUAGAUUGUGCAGUCCAUCUUGGCCUUCUAUUCUGGGGAUUUCCAACUACGCUCACACAUCGCCGAACAGCUGAAAAUCAUUGUAUCGGAGUCCACAACGCCAGUCUUCGAACAUAUACGAACCGCAAACGCUGUGGAGCAGCUAACAUUAUGCCGUAUAAUAGGGUUUGGACUACCCAGGGAUAGAAAUGCG
Mytilinidion resinicola is the source of this 1451-nucleotide messenger RNA. RefSeq names its product kinase-like protein. The transcript is spliced from 3 exons. Gene Ontology annotation, cellular component: cytoplasm. The coding region runs from base 47 to 1222 and encodes 391 amino acids. Gene Ontology annotation, molecular function: ATP binding; protein kinase activity. Gene Ontology annotation, biological process: signal transduction; protein phosphorylation. The record is from RefSeq and is a predicted model, not a curated record. NCBI's taxonomy places the organism in Eukaryota, Fungi, Ascomycota, Dothideomycetes, Mytilinidiales, Mytilinidiaceae.